CGUGUGACGUGUUUGGUUUUCUUCUCUCCUUUUCUGUGAAACCCUAGAGUUAGGGUCCGUGCGGCAAUUGGAGGGCAGCGGCGAUGUCGGACGAGGAGCAUCACUUCGACAACAAGGCGGACGCCGGCGCCUCCAAGACCUAUCCCCAGCAGGCCGGGACGAUCCGCAAGAACGCCUACAUCGUGAUCAAGCAGCGCCCCUGCAAGGUUGUUGAGGUGUCUACUUCCAAGACUGGCAAGCACGGCCAUGCGAAGUGCCACUUCGUGGGCAUCGACAUCUUCACCGGGAAAAAGCUCGAGGAUAUUGUCCCAUCUUCCCACAAUUGCGAUGUUCCGGAAGUCACUCGCACCGACUACCAGCUGAUUGACAUCUCGGAAGACGGAUUUGUGAGUCUCCUCACCGAGAAUGGUGACACCAAGGACGACCUCCGCCUUCCAACUGAUGAUCAGCUCAACGCCCAGAUUUCUACUGGCUUCCAUGACGGCAAGGAUCUCGUUGUGACAGUCAUGUCCGCUCUUGGGGAGGAGCAGAUUUGCGCCCUCAAGGACAUCGGGCCCAAGUAGAAGCGCUCCAACGCAAGCACGAAGCCGAGGACCACUGGUUUUGUACCUCCUUAAAAGUCAUUUUACUCUAUAGUUCGUUCGUUUUUCCUUGCAACUCUGUUGUAACCAGUGGGGAACGUUUUUUUCCAAAGUAGGGGAGUUUGGGUCGGCUACUAUUUGUAUGCUUUGACGACCUGGAAAAAUUCUAUUUAUUCAUUGCCAGCUUCUUAUCU
Selaginella moellendorffii is the source of this 775-nucleotide messenger RNA. RefSeq names its product eukaryotic translation initiation factor 5A-2. The coding region runs from base 84 to 563 and encodes 159 amino acids. The transcript has 5 exons. The record is from RefSeq and is a predicted model, not a curated record. NCBI's taxonomy places the organism in Eukaryota, Viridiplantae, Streptophyta, Lycopodiopsida, Selaginellales, Selaginellaceae. Gene Ontology annotation, biological process: positive regulation of translational termination; positive regulation of translational elongation. Gene Ontology annotation, molecular function: translation elongation factor activity; ribosome binding; RNA binding.